Molecule: messenger RNA, 438 nt
Organism: Alternaria hordeiaustralica
Lineage: Eukaryota; Fungi; Ascomycota; Dothideomycetes; Pleosporales; Pleosporaceae
Exons: 2
Coding region: 1-438 (145 amino acids)
Source: RefSeq, a predicted model, not a curated record
AUGUCUUCCAGCGAACACCCUGUCGCUAGUAACGACAACAGUGACAAAGAUUGCGCCAUUCUUAAGCCCAGCGAAGGCACCUGUGGAAUUUUACCCGACACCGAUAAAGACGUCGUCACCGUAGACGAAGAGAUCGCCGAGGAUCAAGAAAUGGAAGACAGCUACGUGUUCGUAGAAGCCGACUACCAUUCCUACAGCGAUGUCGCAUCUUCUGUCACCGAAGGCUCGAGUUCGGAGCGUGAGCUCUCAGAGCGUGAAGAGCAAGAACAUGCAAAGUCCAAGAGUGACGCUGACAAGAUGGAAGAGCAGAAUGGUGGUGUCAGGAAGGGGUUUGUCAAGGGAACGGCGGAGAAGAAGAGUUCCACUGGUGAAGGUAGUAGUGGCAAGGAUAAUGGAGAAGAUUUGCCAGAUUUCGUGAAGGAGAAGCGGGAGGCAUGA